Oryctolagus cuniculus (rabbit) is the source of this 2045-nucleotide messenger RNA. It is a transcript of the gene HOGA1, whose product is annotated as 4-hydroxy-2-oxoglutarate aldolase 1. Gene Ontology annotation, cellular component: mitochondrion. Gene Ontology annotation, biological process: glyoxylate catabolic process. The record is from RefSeq and is a predicted model, not a curated record. NCBI's taxonomy places the organism in Eukaryota, Metazoa, Chordata, Mammalia, Lagomorpha, Leporidae. Gene Ontology annotation, molecular function: 4-hydroxy-tetrahydrodipicolinate synthase activity; (R,S)-4-hydroxy-2-oxoglutarate aldolase activity.
GCCAGGCUCCUGGCUGUGGCGCUGGGAAUUGUGGGCCCAAUUGCCUGCUAGAGACUGUGUGUGGAGUCAGGACCUCAGGAACCAGCCCUGCAUCUGGCCAGAGGGCCGCUGGGUUAUGGCAUUUCUCCACCUGUCCCCUGGGGCCUUCAGGCCUUACAGCUGACCCUGGGGGCGGUGGCUCAGGCCUGCCCCGUUGCUCAGGAGUCAGAGGGGCGGCAAAUUUUUAACCAGAUGCAUUGAUCAUUAACAGUGGGUAGGAAGGAGGCCGGACUCAUCCUCAGCCGAGGGCACAGAGCGGCUGGGUCUCGGGCCUCCUGCGGAGAUGCUGAGGCCUCAGCUGUGGUCCUGCAUGAGGCAGGGGCUGCGCGGGGGCUUGUCCAGGAACGGGAGGGGCUGGGCCUCGGGGGCCGGGAGGAAGGUGGACGUGGCGGGCAUCUACCCUCCUGUGACCACGCCGUUCACUGCCACGGCAGAGGUGGACUAUAGGAAACUGGAGGAGAACCUGCAGAAGCUGGGUACCUUCCCGUUCCGAGGCUUCGUGGUCCAGGGCUCCACCGGCGAGUUCCCCUUCCUGACCAGCAGCGAGCGCCUGGAGGUGGUCAGCCGUGUGCGCCAGGUUAUUCCCAAGGACAAGCUCCUGCUAGCUGGCUCCGGCUGCGAGUCCACUCAAGCCACAGUGGAGAUGACAGUCAGCAUGGCGCAGGUCGGGGCUGACGCCGCCCUGGUGGUGACCCCCUGCUACUAUCGUGGCCGCAUGGACAGUGCUGCCCUCAUCCAUCACUACACCAAGGUUGCAGACCUGUCCCCAAUCCCUGUGGUACUAUACAGCGUCCCAGCCAACACAGGGCUGGACCUGCCUGUGGACGCGAUUGUCACACUUUCCCAGCACCCGAAUAUCGUGGGCAUGAAGGACAGCGGUGGUGACGCCACCAGGAUCGGGCUGAUCGUGCACAAGACCAGGAAGCAGGACUUCCAGGUGCUGGCUGGAUCGGCUGGCUUCCUGCUGGCCAGCUAUGCCUUGGGCGGUGUGGGGGGCGUGUGUGCCCUGGCCAAUGUCCUGGGCGCCCAGGUGUGCCAGCUGGAGCGGCUGUGUCUCACGGGACAAUGGGAAGAGGCACAGAAGCUGCAGCAUCGCCUCAUUGAGCCAAACUCUGCGGUGACUCGGCGCUUCGGGAUUCCGGGGCUGAAGAAAGUCAUGGACUGGUUUGGCUACUACGGAGGCCCCUGCCGUGCCCCACUGCAGGCGCUGAGCCCUGCUGAGGAGGAGGCCCUGCGUGUGGAUUUCACCAGCAAUGGCUGGCUCUGAGAGCAAGCGGGGGACCUGCCUGGCUGAGCUCGUUGGUCUCCUGCCUUGCACCUGCAGCUUGAAGGCGUGUGGGAGAAGCAAGGGUACUGACCUCUUUUCCGUCUGGGGUCUUCCGGCACUCUUAUCCUCAUAGCCCCGUGACUUCCCACGUUAUUGUAUCCUGCAUCUGAGUCUCUGAGCCUUCAGGCUGGGAAGGAGCAAUGUCUCACGGUCUCUACUGCACAUGUGUUCCUGUGACCCAAGGCACUUGAAGCCACAGCAAGAGAGGAAGGGUGGGGGGCAUCUGGGCACAAACAGGUCUUACUGACGGGAUCACUACCUAGACUUGGGGCUACAACCCUUAGGCUUAGGUAGCCAGGGCUACCCUAAGAGCCUGCGUCUGGCUCCUUCCAGGGGUAGCGGUAGGUUGGGAACCUGGUUGGAGAAGCUGCUGGUCUUGGAAGGGCCAGCUGCUUUCUACCCAUCACACCCUUCCCCAUCUACCUGCCUUCGCCACACAUUCUUGUCCCCAACUCAAUUCAACUGUUAAUGCAGGGAGACGGCCCGGCUCCUUCAGACUGCUAAACCACGACACCUGGUGGAUAGACGUUACAGUCUAGAGACUGCAGUGACCGGCCCAGGUCCAAAACAGUAGGAAAGGGGCACUUGGCCUUGAGACAGGGCCACAUUUUGCCUAUAGGCUGUCUUCUUUUAUUAUUAAAAAGAAUCACUUCGUUACUCUAAUAAAGUUUAAAGUAAA